GUCUCCUCUUGGGCCUGCUCUCCAAAAUGUGGCAGUCCCUGGCAGUGCUGGGUCUCCUGGCAGCUCUGGUGAGCGCCCGCACCGUCCCCAUCUUCCCUCCGCUUUCUCAUGACUUGGUGAACUACGUCAACAAGCUCAACACUACCUGGAAGGCUGGCUUCAACUUCAACAAUGCAGACAUCAGUUACGUGAAAAAGCUGUCUGGCACAUACCCACAUGGCCCCAAACUGCCACCAAGGGUUGAGUUCGCAGGUGACCUGGAUCUACCAGACAGCUUCGACUCGCGGAAGCAGUGGCCCAACUGCCCAACGAUCAGCCAAAUCCGAGACCAGGGUUCUUGUGGCUCCUGCUGGGCUUUAGCUGCCGCGGAAGCGAUAUCAGACCGGAUUUGUAUCCACACCCAUGGCAAGGUGAGCGUGGAGAUCUCAGCGGAAGACCUGCUAUCCUGCGGUGGCUUAGAGUAUGGGAUGGGGUGCAAACGAGGCUCUAUUUCAAAAGCAUGGAAGUUCUGGGUCGACAAGGGUGUGGUAACUGGUGGGCUUUAUGGCUCUCAUGUGGGCUGCAGACCAUAUUCCAUCAAACCCUGUGAGCACCACACCAAUGGAAGCCGCCCCCCCUGUCCUGAUGAACUUGAAGAAACCCCCAAAUGUACACAACAGUGUGAAGCCGGCUAUUCUCCAGAGUAUCAACAAGACAAACACUAUGGUCUUAAAGCUUAUAGCAUCCCUACCAGCGAGGAGGAGAUCAUGGCAGAGAUUUACAAGAACGGGCCAGUGGAAGGAGGUUUUACUGUUUACGAUGACUUCUUCAUGUACAAGUCAGGCGUCUACCAGCAUGUCUCUGGAAAGCAACAUGAAUGCCACGCAAUCCGGAUCCUGGGCUGGGGAGUGGAGGACAGCACGCCUUACUGGCUAGUGGCCAAUUCCUGGAACACAGACUGGGGCGACAAUGGCUACUUCAAAAUCCUCCGGGGGAAGGAUCACUGUGAAAUUGAAUCGUGGGUUGUCGCUGGAAUUCCAUGGACGGGCCAGUACUAGAACCGGCUGUGAAGUUGUCCUUCCUGUCUGAGCCCAUCUUUGUUCUGCAAACCGCAAAUCAAGAGUAAAUCAUGCCUGUGGAGAUAUGAGCUAGGAUUGCACGCCCCACUCCUGAGACACAUUUUAGAAUUGGCGUCUUUUUAUUCGAGCUUUUUGAAAAACAGAAUUUCUAUGGAGCUGCUGUCUUGAGCCGGGCUGCCUUUGUGUCUGGCAGGUGAGACUCCUAGCUUAUGCCCAACACAUGGAUUUCCUUGCCUAAAAGCCAGAAUGGCAGAGUUGCUGAAUAGGGUGGUUGGGGGGUAUCUUUUUUCUGUCUUGAUGGGAAAAAAAUACCCCCUGAUGGGAGUAUCUUUUUUUCUAUCUAGAUGUUUUAAUGAGCCAUUUUUAGAAGGG
Messenger RNA from Hemicordylus capensis (graceful crag lizard), 1430 nucleotides. RefSeq names its product cathepsin B-like. The transcript has 9 exons. Gene Ontology annotation, cellular component: lysosome. Gene Ontology annotation, molecular function: cysteine-type endopeptidase activity. The record is from RefSeq and is a predicted model, not a curated record. Gene Ontology annotation, biological process: regulation of catalytic activity. Lineage: Eukaryota; Metazoa; Chordata; Lepidosauria; Squamata; Cordylidae. The coding region runs from base 27 to 1037 and encodes 336 amino acids.